Molecule: messenger RNA, 720 nt
Organism: Tilletiopsis washingtonensis
Lineage: Eukaryota; Fungi; Basidiomycota; Exobasidiomycetes; Entylomatales
Exons: 3
Coding region: 1-720 (239 amino acids)
Source: RefSeq, a predicted model, not a curated record
AUGCCAGCUCCCGCCGCUGCGCCUGCCGCCGCCGGCGCCGCCGUGCGUGCGCCGCCCGGCACCGGCACCGCGCGCGCCGACGCGCCCGACUGGCGCCUCAGUCUGCUCAAGGCCGCCGCCGUGUACCUGGCGUUCCAGGGCAUUGCUGGACCAAACGGACUCAUCGCCGCUUGGCAGGGCAAGACGAGCUUCCAGCAGAAGGCCUCGCCCGCCGCGGCCGCCUCUGCGCCCGCCAGUGCGCCGCCGCCGCACGUCUUCUCUGCGCCGCAGCCGCGCGGCGGCGCAGUGGGCGCAGGCGCAGCGACGAGCAAGUGGAGCAGCAAGGCCGUCGCCUUUCCGCAUCCGCGCCUCGCGCCCGGCGCGCCGCUCGACGUCUAUCUCUUCCUGCACGAGGCGGGCGCACCCACGGCGGCCGAUCUCGCGACGCAGUACUCUGCGCUGGUGCCGCAUGGCAGCGGUGCCUGGAGUGGUCUGAGCAGCAGCAGCAGCGGCAGCGGCUCCUCCGAGCCUCUCGACCUCUCUGCGUCGGCGUAUGAUGCGUUGCUGCGCGAUCCCAUGCACACGGCCAUCUACGCCGGCAGCGCCGCCGAGGGCAGACUGCCGGCCGUCAAGUGGCGCAACAUUACGAUUGCGGACUGGACGCUCGCACGAGACGUAGACGUCACCAUCGAGCUCUCCGAGAAUAGAGGAGGUGGCGACUAUGAGGAUGCGCAGACGUGA